Messenger RNA from Chara braunii, 1239 nucleotides. Lineage: Eukaryota; Viridiplantae; Streptophyta; Charophyceae; Charales; Characeae. The record is from the annotation of a GenBank genome assembly.
GAGCGAGAAAGAACCCCCUCCUUCCCUCCCUGACACACACACGCACACACACGCACACACACACACACACACACACACACACACACACACACACACACUGCGGAGGCGCGGCAGAUCGGUGGGUCGAAACAGGGAAGACUGCAGGACUUCGUUGUCUGCCUGUGACCGUAAUUGCGCGUGGGGACAGCGAUGGCGUGUCUUCGGUGGACGUUUCUGGCGCUGCAGAUGCUAUGCUCCUGUCUGGCGAUGCCGUCAGCGACUGUUCAGGUGCUUCACCCUGCCUCCCCGAAGAGGAUAACGCACGCUGAUCUGGUCAAGGCGGUGACGUCCACGUGCUCACUGGUUCUGACGUCAGACGUUGUGCUGAGAGGCGAUCUGCCAGAGGUGAACAGCACAGCGUGCCCGGAGGUGAGAAUCGUCGGCCGCUGCAGGGGGCGCAAGCUAUGCAGGAUCGACGGCGCGGGCAAGUACAGCUUCAUUCAUGGCGGGGAACGUCUGCUUCUGAAGAACUUGGAGAUAACGAGGAUGAGGGGGGGCAAUAUAGGUAGAGCGCCAGUUCUCUCCGACACCAGGAACGCGACAAUAAUUGGCUGUAGGGUAACGAACAACGUCGAUCUGAUGAGUUGGGGGGUGGUGCGAGUCCCCCUGACGGUUAAGAACACAGUUUUCGAGGGCAACCAGGGAGGAGCUAUAGAGAUCGACGAUAGGUAUGUCUAUGCGACAGACGUGGUCUUCCGUUGCAAUAGGCGAAAGAAAGGUGCUGCGGUGUGGAACAUGGAGGGUCGGUUCUAUUGUACCCGUUGCUUGUUCGAAGGUAAUAUCGCGGAGGAGAAGGGUGGAGCCGUGUACUUGGUGGACACAGACGGCACGGGGGCCAUCUUCAAGAGCUGCAGGUUCGUGGGGAACAAGGUCGUCGGCAAGGGAGGGGUGGGAGGGGCCGUUUACAUGGACAAUCUCGAUCCGGGGGUGAGCUUCUGCCGCUGUCAAUUUGACCGCAACAUGGCUGACGGCAAGCUGAAUCACGUGUAUAUCGACGGCCUGGAGGACAGCAUAGCCUAUUUCUGCCCUGCUCGCCCGCGGUCUGGAAUCGUGAUUACUCCGAAGACCAGCGAGGCCUUUGUCAAGGAUGGCUGCCAAGGGUGCAAAUAGCCAAAAUGCCGCGUCGCCGCACGCUUGGAGAGGGUGGCAGCUGCUGCGUAGCCGUUGAGUUGAUGACGCCGCUUAGCAGGUAAUUGCAUC